Molecule: messenger RNA, 1767 nt
Organism: Linum trigynum
Lineage: Eukaryota; Viridiplantae; Streptophyta; Magnoliopsida; Malpighiales; Linaceae
Source: the annotation of a GenBank genome assembly
AUGGUGAAGUGCUGGAAUGGCGGUAAUGGACUACUGGGCAUCCGCCGGCUUUGCUCCGGCGGGUGGGCGCCGAGGAUUUUCCGUCGACGGGAAAAGCUGGUUCGCCGGUGGAACGCGUUUUUCCUUGUGCUCUGCGGAGUUGCUCUGCUAGUGGAUCCUCUGUUCCUCUACAUCCCUCGAAUCAACAGCGUCCAGAACCACUGCGUCGAUUUCGACAGAAGCCUGGCGACAUUUUCCACGGCACUGCGCUCCGUCGUCGACGCUCUCUACUUGAUUCGCAUCCAUUUCCGGUUCCGCACCGCCUUCGCCGCUCCGUCCUCGACGGUUUCCGGCGCCGUCGAGCUGGUAGAAGAUGGGUCCGCAAUCGCCCGCAGAUACUUGUUUUCCUUUUUCCCCGUCGACCUCGUUUCCCUCCUUCCAUUCCCUCAGGUGCUAGUUAUGGUAGCUUGGUUCAUGAAGAAGGCCAGGGGAUCAGGAACCUUGACGGCGAUUACAGCACUGCAGCUGGGGGUUUCCCUUCAAUUGGUACCUAGGGUAUGCAGAAUCUACCAGCUGAAUCAGGAAGUGAUCAAGACUUCCUAUGCCAUAAAAAAAGGUGCAAUUGCUAGGACUGUCAUGACCAUCUUUCUUUACGUUGCUGCUGCUCAUGUCAUAGGAGCGUUCUGGUACUCACUAUCCAUACGCCGUCAAAUGGAUUGCUGGCGAGCAGCCUGUGAUAGUCAAACUAGUGGCUGUGUUUACAAUGCGAUAUUAACUUGUGGGAAUGACGGAAACUCUCCAAUGAAUAAUAGCUCAACAUCAGUGCUUCUGGAACAGAGUUGCCCCACAGGUUCAGGAGUUGCAGGAGGUUAUUUGCAGAUUAUCAACUAUGGGAUGUUCGCAGAUGCAAUUAACUCUGGUGUAUUGAAGUCAUUGCAUUUCGAGAGGAAGUUGCUCUACUGCUUUUGGUGGGCUCUCCAAAGUCUCAGCACUUUAGGUCAGAACAUCAAACCAAGCCUGGACAGUACUUGGGAGAUAUGCUUUGCAAUCGGGAUUUUCAUUCUUGGGUUGUUCUUAUUUUCUCUUGUCAUCGCUGUCAUUCAGACAAGGAUUCUAACCACGACGAUACGAAUGGAGGAGAUGAAGAUGAAAUGGGAAGAUGUGGAGAAAUGGAUGUCUUCCCAUUUUGUCCCUCAAGAGUUAAAGAGGCGAGUCAGGCGACAUGAAGAGUACAGAUGGCGAAGGCAACAGGGCGUCGACUUCCAUGAUCUGCUACGCAGUCUUCCCAAGGACCUGAGAAGGGACAUGAAGCGCCAUCUCUGCCUGAACUUGAUCAAGAGAGUACCAAUGCUGGAGAAGCUGGAUGAGAGAAGACAGGAGGAGGUGUGUGAGCGAUUGAGGCCAGUUCUGUACACAGAAGGAAGCUGCAUCAUCCGCGAAGGAGACCCGUUGGAGGAAAUGCUUUUCAUUGUCAGGGGAAGUAUGGAAUCGUCCAAAAGUACCUCCGGAGUCUUCUUCAGUAGUGAAAUCCUCGAAGGUGGCGACUUCUAUGGCGAUGAAAUCCUUAUAUGGGCUACACUAACAGUAGCAACUACUUGUAGUUCUUCCUUGCAGCAGCGGCCUGCAGUUUCGUCCAGCCUAAUGAAGCUCCCCGUUUCCUCUAGCACUUGCAUUACGCUUACUGAAGUUGAAGCCUUUGCCUUAUCUGCUGCUGACUUGAGGUCCUCUGUCACUAAUAUUGCUUCUGAGCUUCAAUUGAAAGAUCCAAUUCGUUGGAGGUCGAUUUGA